UUUCUAUAUCCUUCUUGGUCCUUCCAAGCUACACACAACGACCAUACUGUGGAAGGAACCCACCAGCCUGCCACCUGGCCUCCUGCCCCGACCGUCGAAGACGAAUCUGCUACCGAAAAUCAAGCCAACACCACCUCGACUACUGAACGCAACAUGUCGGGUCUUCCAAAUGGCCCACCCGCCUCUACUGAGGGCGCUGAUACACACGACGCUGAACCCGGCACUCCCAUCAACAACGGCGCCGCUGCCAACUCCGACGAGCCCAGAACUCCUGCCAACGCUGCACCUGAUGCCCUUCCCGCCGACCGUGUACAGAUUGUUCUGAAAGACCAGAGCGGCACUCAGGUUGCCUUUGGCGUCAAGUCAAACACCCGCAUGGAGAAAGUCCAAACCGCCUAUGCCGACAGAGCCGGCCGUCCUUUGGCAUCUUUGCGUUUCUAUUACGAAGGUUCUCGCGUGCUCCCUGAGGACACCGUAGCUACAAUGGAGAACGAAGACAUUAUCGAGGUCAUGACUGAGCAGAUCGGCGGCGAAGGCGGCGAGCUUGAAGACACCCCACCCGAUCAAGUUUCCGUCGUGGUUCAGGAAUGCAUAAUCGAUGGCAGAUACUGCGAAGCAGUUCACUUCAGAAUGUCCUCUCGCUCUGAGUUCGGCAAGCUCAUGAGAGCAUGGACUGAACGCUAUGGGGUCACGGGCACUGUGGCCUUCUACCAUGAGCAUCUUCUGCUUAAAGACAGACGCGAAGCUCGUCUCGAUUUAGGAGACACUGUCACCCUGACGGUCAUGCAGGAUUCAGAGACGGUCGUCCCUGUCAAUGUCGCUGAGAUGGACGGCGUCAAUGUGAAGAUUGAAACUCCUGCAAAGUCGUUCGUCCUGGUCGUUAAGUAUCUUGGCCAGGACGACGUCUCACGCGAGAUGCACUGCAAGAUGGCCCGGGACAUGUCUUUCAACAAGUUCAUCAACCUGUACGCUAAACGCUGGGACAUCGAUGCUUCGGCUCAGCGUCUGACCUUCGACGGAAUCACUGUGUUCCCUAGCGACACUCCCGCUUCGAUCGGUGCAGAGCACGGCGCCGUGCUGAACAUCGCAGAGGAUCCUAACGUCUUUGCCAUGGAUCUCACUCUCAGUUGA
This is a messenger RNA of Aureobasidium uvarum, 1131 nucleotides long. NCBI's taxonomy places the organism in Eukaryota, Fungi, Ascomycota, Dothideomycetes, Dothideales, Saccotheciaceae. The record is from the annotation of a GenBank genome assembly.